Molecule: messenger RNA, 888 nt
Organism: Necator americanus (New World hookworm)
Lineage: Eukaryota; Metazoa; Nematoda; Chromadorea; Rhabditida; Ancylostomatidae
Exons: 1
Coding region: 1-888 (295 amino acids)
Source: RefSeq, a predicted model, not a curated record
AUGCGAAAGUUGGAAUGGGACGACAUGGGAGUGAAGAUCGAUGGUCGGCAGCUACACCAUUUGCGCUUUGCUGAUGACAUCGUACUGAUAACACCUAGCAUCAGCCAAGCGGAACGAAUGCUGACCGAAUUCGCCGAAACAUGUGGAUGCAUCGGUCUUGAGCUGAAUCUUCAAAAGACGAUGUUCAUGCGGAACGGAUGGAUCUCGGAUGCCCCAUUCACGCUCAACGGAACGAACAUAUCCGAAUGCACCAGCUACGUCUAUCUGGGUCGGGAAUUGAACAUGAUGAACGACCUGGCCCCCGAGCUGGGCAGGAGGAGAAGAGCGGCUUGGGGAGCGUACAAGAGCAUCGAGGACGUAGUGAAGAAGACCAAGAACACCCGGCUCCGUGCUCACCUCUUCAACACCACCGUACUUCCUGCUUUGACCUAUGCCUCAGAAACCUGGGCACUUCGCAAGCAGGAAGAAAACGCGGUGAGCGUCAUUGAACGCGCAAUUGAGAGAGUGAUGCUAGGAGUAUCCCGUUUCAAGCAAGUGAGAGACGGGAUUCGAAGUUCUCUCCUACGUCAGCGAUCGAAGAUCAGAGACGCCGCCGCGUUUGCCAAGGAAAGUAAAAUAAGGUGGGCCGGACACGUGAUGCGCUUUAACGACAACCGUUGGACCAGAGCCGUGAGCGACUGGAUUCCCCGCGAUAUUAAGCGCAAUACAGGAAGACCGCCGACCCGAUGGUCAGAUUUCUUCACGAAGUCCUUCAAAGAAAAUUACGAUGCUCUUCGUGUCCCACGCGAAAGGAGGAACCACUGGGCUACUCUGGCACGCGACCGGGACAAAUGGAAGAAUUACUGGCGCCCGCUCGACCGGUUCGAAGACCAACGGGAGUCAAGGUGA